GGAAGAGUGAUGUAAACACCCCAUAAUUGAAGGAAGCAAAGGGAUCACUUGAUAGUGUGGCAAGGAAUCCGAAGCUCCAUGGGUCGCUUUUCCGCAGAAACUUCGUCCCCUCUCACCCUUUAAGGUCGGAAGAAGAAGAAGCGGUGUUACGGCGUGAAGCACAAGUGUUGGUUUCUUCAGUGAGAGUGAGAGUGAGAGUGUGAACUGAAAAUGGGUUUGCUUUCGCACAGAGUAGAGAGACAUGAGAUCAAGCCUGGCGAUCACAUCUACACAUACAGAGCUAUUUUCACCUACUCUCACCACGGCAUUUUUGUUGGGGGGAGCAAGGUUGUACAUUUCAGACCCGAGAGGAACUUCAAGUCAAUCACUGAGACAUCUUCGAACUUGGAUGAUUCAACAUCCACUCCAUGUGAAAUAUUUCCUGAUUGUGGAUUCAGGCAGCCAAAUAGUGGAGUAGUUCUUUCUUGCUUAGACUGCUUCCUUCGAAACGGAUCUCUUUACUGUUUCGAGUACGGGGUUUCACCAACAGCAUUUUUUACCAAAGUAAGGGGUGGCACGUGCACUACUGCAUCAUCUGAUCCACCUGAAACUGUUAUCCAUCGCGCAAUGUACCUUCUUCAAAAUGGCUUUGGCAAUUACAAUGUUUUCCAUAACAACUGUGAGGAUUUUGCUUUGUACUGCAAAACUGGUCUUUUGAUUUUAGACAAGGAAGGGGUUGGAAGCAAGGUAAUCAAACUCGAGAGUUUAGGAAGGGGUUGGAAGCAAGGUAAUCUGAUAGAAUAGGAUAUUAUUUAUUCUCUUUGUAAUUACGCCUGUAAUUAAGGUUUAAUAUUUAUUAUUAGUCAACUAGGUAAGUUGUAUAUAUAGGGUAUUUCAUUAUCAAUAAUAGUCACGGAAUUGAUUUCCUUCAUGGUAUCA
Molecule: messenger RNA, 918 nt
Organism: Lotus japonicus
Lineage: Eukaryota; Viridiplantae; Streptophyta; Magnoliopsida; Fabales; Fabaceae
Product: protein LEAD-SENSITIVE 1-like
Exons: 3
Coding region: 211-783 (190 amino acids)
Source: RefSeq, a predicted model, not a curated record